Messenger RNA from Paramecium pentaurelia, 1105 nucleotides. Lineage: Eukaryota; Ciliophora; Oligohymenophorea; Peniculida; Parameciidae. The record is from the annotation of a GenBank genome assembly.
AAUGUUGAGUGGUUUAUUGUACAGUCCUAAUUGGACAUUUGUUGACAAAAUCUUAAGAGACCCUCAAUUAGUAGAUCUUGAAUACUUUGUUGGAGGUGGACCAGGACAUGAUUGGUUAGCAAAGUCAGUUAGAGUAGAGCAAUAAAAGUAAUAAUUUUAAUCAUUUUUAUAGAUACUUGGGUCCAAGAGCUAAAUUCGAGAGAUAAUUCAAUGAAGAGCCAAAAACAUGGGAAGUCAUAACAGACAACUUGUAUCGUUUAACUUUACUUGCUGGAGUUGAGAGAUUACUUACAUUAAGACAAGCAUAUGGUGGUUUAAAGACAAGAUUCACUUUUGGAGAUUCAAAUACGUAUAAUGUUUAUUUAAUAUAUGAAUGUAGAGCAUGUUUACAAUAGAUAUUCAAUUAAGGAUUAUUUAAAGGAUAUUUUAGAGGAGCUUUAUUGAAUGCUGCUCAAUUCUUAACAGUAUGGGCUCAUCCAUUAGUAUAUAGUAGAGGUAAUGGAUACAUCUCUCAUUAUCUUUAUUCUUCUUUAUUUGAAUUAAUCACAUAUCCAAUUGAUACAAUUAAAACAAUCAUUUAUUCUGAUGUUCAAGGCAGAUAUAAAGGAGCAUUUGAUGUCAUUGAAUAAGUAAAUAAUAAUGAUAAAUAGGUUUAUGCAAGAAAUGGAUUCAGUCAUUUUUAUAGAGGAAUUGUAUUUAAGUUGGCUUUCAAUGGAACAUUGAUUUAUCAUCUUAGAAAUAUUUAUGAAGAAGACUAUAUUCAAUAAGUAAGUUUUGUCUAAACGUAAUAGUUAGUAUCAGUUCCAUUACUAGCUAUUGGUUAUGGAUUUUUGACAAUAAAAACAAGGUUGUAAUUGGCAAGUACUGAUUUGAGUUUCUAAGAGACUCCAUAAAAGGGAAGAAUUGCUGCAAAUCUAUUUGCCUAAAAGACUCCAUUCAGUAUAUAUAGAGGAGUAAUUCCAUUCUUGUUAUUGACUGAUUUCUUCCAUUACAAAUUAUAUGCACUUUACUCAUCAACUGCUUAAGCAAGAACAUUGGAUGAAUUCCUUGUUGAAUACAAGCAUCGUAUUGGAAGUCCAAAACAUGAAAAUUUAUGGCAAUGAUU